AUGUUUUUGAUUGGAUUAGUUUUUAUUUUUCUGAUCGACCUGACCUCGUGUAAUAUGGUCUGAAAAUUAUUGAUCUCGGAAAUUUCUUUAAAAGUAUCUUCUUUACUCUUUACACUCUCUAAAUUUGAUCUUGUAAAUUUCUUAUCGUCCGAUCUGUUUAGGUCUCCUUCCACUCCCCAUUGAAAGGGGUACAACUAAAAGUAUCUCGAAUAAUCGAAUAAGCGUUCUCCUUUAGGCCAUUAGCCCUCUCUUCAGGUCCGGCAAUCCUAUUACAGCUAUUUGCCGCCCUUCUUUCUUCCAUGAUAAAUUGACACAGACAUCCAGUGGUCAAGGGUAUGGAUGUGGAUGAACAUAAUUCUUUGUCAACUAUGGAUCCUUCUUCUACACUCACUGAUAAUCAAAGCACGGUUUCAUCUAAUGAUGCAAUUUCACAUCAACCAAUUCAACCACUUGUAGCACCCGGGGUUUUGCCUCCUCCAGUUGCUCCACCUCUGGCACCUCUCCCUAUGCGACCGCCGGCACUUAAGCCUCCUUCAACGGUGCAAAACGGAGAUGCACACACUAGCGAUUCAGAUUCUGACCAUGAUGAAUCAGGUGCUGGAAUGGUUGAACCUGCUCAAGAGUACGAGAUAUCUGAAGAAAGCAGACUGGUGAGAGAGAGACAAGAAAAAGCGAUGCAAGAGCUUCUGCUGAAGCGAAGAGCUGCUGCUCUAGCGGUCCCCACAAAUGACAUGGCUGUUCGAGCUCGUCUUCGCCGGCUCGGUGAGCCCAUAACCUUUUUUGGGGAAAGGGAGAUGGAGAGACGGGACCGACUGAGGGCACUUAUGGCGAGACUUGAUUCAGAAGGGCAUCUGGAAAGGCUGAUGAAAGCUCACGAGGAUGAAGAAGCUUUUUCGGCUUCUGCUGGACCCACUGAAGAUGAUGAUGAGAUUCAAUACCCGUUUUAUACUGAAGGAUCAAAAGCGCUUUUAGAUGCUCGCCUGGAGAUCGCAAAGUAUUCUAUUGUGAAGUCAGCUUCACGUCUUGAUCGUGCUAGGAGAAAAAGGGAUGAUCCUGAUGAAGAUUUGGAUGCUGAAGUGGAUUCGGCUUUAAACCAAGCAGGAACUCUAGUUCUUGAUUGCAGUGAGAUUGGAGAUGAUCGUCCGCUUUCUGGUUGCUCACUGUCACAUGAUGGUGAGAUGCUUGCCACCUGUUCUCUGAGUGGAGUAGCAAAGCUAUGGAGCAUGCCUCAUGUAAAGAAGGUUUCUACCCUUAAGGGACAUCACGAGCGAGCUACUGAUGUUGCAUUCUCUCCAACAUGCAAUCAUCUAGCAACUGCCUCUGCUGACCGAACAGCAAGAUUGUGGAACGCAGAAGGGUCUCUUUUGAGGACUUUUGAGGGCCAUUUGGAUCGUCUGGCACGGAUUGCCUUCCAUCCAACUGGAAAAUACUUGGGCACAACUAGCUUUGAUAAGACAUGGCGUUUGUGGGAUGUGGAAACCGGUGAAGAGUUGCUUCUUCAGGAAGGACACAGUAGGAGUGUGUAUGGACUAUCUUUUCACCAUGAUGGCUCCUUGGCUGCAUCUUGUGGACUAGACUCACUUGCCCGUGUUUGGGAUCUUAGGACAGGAAGAAGUGUUCUUGCUUUUGAAGGUCAUGUUAAACCUGUUCUUGGUAUCAGUUUUUCUCCAAAUGGGUACCAUUUAGCUACUGGCGGUGAAGACAAUACUUGCCGAAUUUGGGAUCUGAGGAAGAGAAAAUCUCUCUACACUAUACCUGCCCACUCAAAUCUCAUAUCCCAAGUUAAAUUUGAACCUCAAGAAGGAUACUUUUUGGUGACGGCUUCAUAUGAUAUGACUGCGAAGGUGUGGUCAUCAAGAGACUUUAAGCCUGUUAAGACGCUAACUGGACACGAAGCCAAAGUUACUUCAUUGGAUGUUAUGGCAGAUGGACAGUUCAUUGCUACAGUUUCACACGACAGGACAAUCAAGCUAUGGUCUAGCAAAAGCAAUGAAAAAGAGAAGGCAAUGGAUAUUGAUUAUUGACUACUAAUUUAGUAAAUUUUGCAGUGAUAUAUUGGAAGUGAUUGAAUUUCUCAAUCACCAAUCAGAAAACUAGAAUUUUUAAAUGUAUCGCACCCACUUGAGCCCUUCAUGAGCUAUAACGCCUUGAUUUGCGUCUUGCUCGGUGGUCACCCUAAGAUAAGGACGGGGAGGAAAGUGGUGGUGGUGGUGGUGGCUGGUAGGUAGCCGGAUGCUGGGUUCAAAUUCAAUAAUUAGCAUUUGUUGUACAACUGAUCUUCUUGUGGAUUAUGACUUUGUAAUUGAAGAAUGCCGAUAUUCAAAGGCUUGAAAGAAUGUGCAGAUAUUGGAAAUGCUUGUAUUUGAUUAAUUAGGAGUUUAACUUCUGCUCCG
This is a messenger RNA of Cuscuta europaea, 2393 nucleotides long. NCBI's taxonomy places the organism in Eukaryota, Viridiplantae, Streptophyta, Magnoliopsida, Solanales, Convolvulaceae. The record is from the annotation of a GenBank genome assembly.